Molecule: messenger RNA, 2253 nt
Organism: Purpureocillium lilacinum
Lineage: Eukaryota; Fungi; Ascomycota; Sordariomycetes; Hypocreales; Ophiocordycipitaceae
Biological process (GO): regulation of DNA-templated transcription; DNA-templated transcription
Molecular function (GO): zinc ion binding; DNA-binding transcription factor activity, RNA polymerase II-specific; DNA binding
Source: RefSeq, a predicted model, not a curated record
AUGGAGUCGCUUCAACAAGGGCCCGCCGCCACCUCCCGAGACCAGGAAGGCCUCAAGAUAUGGAGCUGCGUCACCUGCCGCCGCCGCAAGGUCAAGUGUGACCGCCGCGACCCGUGCGCCAACUGCGUCCGCAACGGCAUCGAGUGCCACUUCCCCGUCACCGGCCGCCUCCCGCGCCGCAGCCGGGACCCUACCGGUGCCUUUUCAGCCAUAACGUCGUCUUCUAACCGACAGGUGGAGCUUCUCGGUCGCCUGCGACGCCUGGAGGACCUUGUGACGGAGCUGAGCGGCCAGCUCGAGGACGGGAGCCUGCCGCCGACGAGGCAGCUACAACUGGGGGCACUGUCUUCCGGGUCAUCGGCAUCGGCGGGCAAGACGCCUCUGACUGGAAACGAAGAAAUGUAUGAGGACUUUGGCAGGCUGGUGGUCGAUCAGGGCGGGAGACCGCGCGUGGAUAGGGGCUUCUGGUCCAUCUUCUGUGACGAGGUGGAACACAUAUUCGAAGCCAUCCAAGACGUAUCGGACGAGCCCCAGCCAGCAGUGCGGCAGGCGAGUUCCGUGGACGAUGGAUCUACCCAGGACCAUUGUCACGGAUACCUGCUCGGCAACCCAUGCGCUUCUACAGCCGAGGAGGACCUGUACCCCUUACCCUCACAAGUGCCAUUUCUGUGGAACACGUUCGUGCAGAAUGUCGAUCCCUUCAUCAAGGUACUCCACGUCCCGACCGUGGAGUCCGUCAUCAGCCAGACCAAGGGCAAACUCGACUCUCUCGGCCCGGGCGUUGAGGCUCUCUUGUUCUCCAUCUGCCUCGCCGCCAUCGUCUCUUUGGACGGAGAUGAAGUAUCAGACGCCUUCCGAGUCUCGCGAGGCGAGAUGAUAUCUCGCUUCCGGCUAGGCGCGGAGAGGACCCUCGGGCGCGCGCGGUUCGCAACGACGAGGGACGUGCAAGUCAUUCAGGCUCUCGCCAUCUAUCUGUCCAUCCUUCCGUAUAUCGACUCCGCGCAGCUGGCCUCCAACUUGACGGGAGUUCUUAUGCGAAUCGCCACCUCUAUGGGAUUGCACAAGGAUGAUCUGGAUGGAGAGCAGCCGAACAAGGUCUCGGUGGUCGAGAUGGAAACGAAUCGGCGACUCUGGUGGCACAUUUGCUUCAUCGAGUCCCGGGGCGUGGAUCUGGGCGUGCCCGGGAUUGGUAUUUCGGAAGCUGCAUUCACCACUCGAACUCCGAGCAACAUCGAUGAUCAAAAGAUCCCCUACACCUCCGGUACUGCCUUUGCCGGGGGAGAGCUACGCCCAUCACCAACGGCGCUGGCCGUCAUCCGCUGUGAAAUCUGGCAGCUUCGCAGCACCCUCCGCAGCCGACCCGACGAUACACUAGCCCUACAGCUACAAAUGGCUCAUGACUCGAGGGCAAGAAUCGCGGGCUUGUAUCCGUUUACUCCCCGCUCGGACGAUGCAUUCGUGUCGUUUCUGCAGACCAUCACGGGCCUAUUCUUCGCCAAGGUAGAAAUGGAGAUUUACAGACAGCAUCUUCUCAGGGGCCCCGCGGACGCAGGAGCCGCCGCAAGUACACGGAGCCAGUUUUUCACCUCGUCUGUGGCCGUCAUCGACGCCACGCGAGAACUCGAGACAAACCCAGCCUGGCAUAAGUGGCGGUGGCAGCUCCGGGGCCGCUUCCCGUGGCGAGCCGUAGGUUCUAUCUUCAUCCAGCUAUGCCAGCUACCGUGGACGCCGGCCUCGGAGCGGGCGUGGGAUCUGGCGCGGGGACUGUUCGAAGGCCUUCCUGAGGGGGCGAGGAGGGACGCGCAGUGGCGGCGCCUGAACGAGCUGGCGGCCAAGGCGGCGGCGCACCGUGAGAAACUGGUGGAGGACCGGGCGGCGGCGCGUGAGACUGGUCUGGAUUGGAACUUGCUGCAGGUGGAUGAGGCCGCCGCUUCGCAGCCAGAGGUCGAGCGCUUCGUUAUCCAGGACGCGUUUGGACGACAUCCCGUAUCAUCCGCAGCCGAUGAAGCUGUGGCGAGGGUCAUGAGCCCUGUGGACAAUCGAGCCAACGCGGGCGAAGAGAGAGCCUUGCAGCAAGGAUGGGAGGCUCAAGCCAAGGCUCCGCCGGGCUUCGAGACCCAGACGUCGUCGUUUAUUCGGGGCGUGCUGGAGGAGACUGCGGCGGCUGACUGGGAGAGGGACGUGUACGCCAUCGACGGUGCGCUGAUUGACUGGCCCGACUGGGAUGAUGGGACCGACGUGGACAUGUUUUGA